This is a messenger RNA of Sorex araneus (European shrew), 2259 nucleotides long. RefSeq names its product histone H1.0. The transcript has a single exon. The record is from RefSeq and is a predicted model, not a curated record. Bases 158 to 934 code for a protein of 258 amino acids. Gene Ontology annotation, cellular component: nucleosome; nucleus. Gene Ontology annotation, molecular function: structural constituent of chromatin; double-stranded DNA binding; nucleosomal DNA binding. Gene Ontology annotation, biological process: negative regulation of DNA recombination; nucleosome assembly; chromosome condensation. NCBI's taxonomy places the organism in Eukaryota, Metazoa, Chordata, Mammalia, Eulipotyphla, Soricidae.
GCGGCGGGGCGCGGGGGGCGCCGGGCCCCGGGGAAAGGGCGCGUUUGCGCGGCGGAAGAAACACAGAUGGCGGCGGCGCGGCGCCAUUCCGGGCCGGGAGCAGGCAGCCAGCAGCCCUGUCCUCACCGCGGUCCGCCCGCCGCCGCUAAAUACCCGGAUGCGCCGCCCGAGCGCCAGACGCGGAGCCGCGAGCGGGAGGCGGAGGCAGCGCCGGCGCCCAGACCCCGCGAGCCCUGCGCCGCCCGCCCUCUCGCACCCGCACCCGCGCCGGGGCCCGGCGAGCCCGCCCGGCCGCGCGCGCCAGCCCGCCCGGUGCCCCCCGCGCGGCCGCAGUAGGCGGGCGAGCAUGACCGAGAACUCGGCGUCCGCGCCGGCGGCCAAGCCCAAGCGGGCCAAGGCCGCCCGGAAGUCCAGCGACCACCCCAAGUACUCGGACAUGAUCGUGGCCGCCAUCCAGGCCGAGAAGAACCGCGCCGGCUCCUCGCGCCAGUCCAUCCAGAAGUACGUCAAGAGCCACUACAAGGUGGGCGAGAACGCCGACUCGCAGAUCAAGUUGUCCAUCAAGCGCCUGGUCACCACCGGCGUCCUCAAGCAGACCAAAGGGGUGGGCGCCUCGGGGUCCUUCCGGCUGGCCAAGGGUGACGAGCCCAAGCGGGCGGUGGCCUUCAAGAAGGCCAAGAAGGAGCCCAAGAAGGCGGCCGCCCCCAAGAAGGCGGCCACCAAGCCCAAGAAGGCGGCGGCCAAGGCGCCGGGCAAGAAGCCCAAGGCGACCCCCGUGAAGAAGGCCAGGAAGAAGCCGGCCGCCGCGCCCAGGAAGGCCAAGAAGCCCAAGACUGUCAAGGCCAAGCCCGUGCGGGCCUCGAAGCCCAAGAAGGCAAAGUCGGGGAAGCCCAAAGCCAAGUCCAGUGCCAAGAGGACCGGCAAGAAGAAGUGACAGCGGCGCCCCCCGCGCGCGCGGACCCCGCUUCCCGACUCUUAGUUCUCUGUAAAUACUUCUCCGCCCGUCCCCUCUCCCUCUCUCUCUCUCUCUCCCUCUCUCUCUCUCUCUCUCUCUCUCUCUCUCUCUCUCUCUCUCUCUCUGCCCCCCCCACCCCGUGCCCACCGCCCCGGCCCGCGCCCCCGCCUCUGGGCUGACUUCGGAGGAGCCCAGGACGCCGAAGAUCCCGCGUUCAGCCAGCGCGCAGGGACAGCUGCGAGAGUUCCCAGCCCCGUCCCGACGGGAACGACGUGGGGGUCACUCGUUAUUACCCUGCAGGGGGAGGUGGGGGGGUGGGGGCCCCCGGGGUGGGCUGCUGGUGCUCUUUUUUGGGGGGUGGGGUGGGGGGUGCGCUGGGGAGGAUGGGAAGGGCAGGGGAGGGGCGGGGAGAGGGACUGGGGCGAUCAGGACCGUGAAGGCCAGCUCACCAGCUCGCCGCUGAGCACCCCCGGGGGGGAAGUUUCUGGACCUUGGCAGGAGGACGGUGGAAAAAAACCCUCUCCGGGGACCGAGCAGUCGGGGGUCCCAAUCCCUUUCCUCCAGCCCUCUUCUCGGCCAUUGUCCGGGGAAAGGGUGGGGGCUCUGGGGAGAGAAGCCGAGACUUGAAAAUGAACCCUUGGGGGUCCUUUGUGACUCGGGGAAGUGGAUGGUCUCCCCUUUGAGGGGAGGGGAACUUGGGGAGGAGGGUGGGGAGUCAGUCAAGUGCCUCAGUGUGCCCUGUUGAAACGUGGGUUUUUCCACACAAUUGGACUGGAUCCCGGGAGGGGGGGGGGCUUUUUGAAAUUUCCUUCUUUCUCUCCUUUCCCCUGGCUUUUGGUUCUCCCUGUACUCGAAGUGGCUUUGUUUGGUGACCUGGUGGGACUCCAGUCCCACCAAGGACCACUGACCUUCCGGGGAUUGCGUUUUGCUUUUUUUUUUUUUGCCUAAGUAAUUGUAGAUGGGGGAGGGGAGUGGGCGGGGAGUGGACGGUGAGAUGGGCCCGCAGUGGAUUUUGAAUUGCUAAGUAGUUUUGCAGAGCUAAAUGUGUGUGUAUUUGUGUGUGUAUAUGUACAUAUACAUAGCUAGGGCUAGUUUUUACGUUUUACACCCGGGAGCUGGGAGAAAAAAACCUGUACAGUCGCCUCUCUCUUAUUUUUAAUAAAAUAGGAAAACGCGCUUAUAUGCGCGUCCCACCUACCCUCCCCCCCUUUUUUUUUAAAACCAGUGUUACUUGUGUCGGAAAGAAUUUGCUGUCUUUGUCAUCUUAAAACUUUAAAAUAAAGUCGAGAAAGGAAGAAUCCUGA